Molecule: messenger RNA, 273 nt
Organism: Linum trigynum
Lineage: Eukaryota; Viridiplantae; Streptophyta; Magnoliopsida; Malpighiales; Linaceae
Source: the annotation of a GenBank genome assembly
AUGGUUGACUGUGGUCUUUUCGUGGCAAAGUUGAUGAGAAACAGUGGGUGCUUAGAUGAUUGUGCACGUAAAAUGAAGAAGAAGUUUGAGAGUCAAGAUGAGAGGCUUGAUCUAGCAUUGUAUUUGCUGAAUAACAAGGACAAUGAGAUUAAAGAUGUGCUUCACCGGAAAGUUGUAAUGGAAAGUGGUGAAAGAAUUGAUGAAGUUGAGGGUACUGCUGAGAGGAGCGAAACACCCAUAAAAGAUGGGAAUUUUACUACUUAUAAGCUGUAG